GACAUGCACCUUUAGCUUUGGUUUGCCAAGGGACAGACGUUAACGUGCAUGCAGAUGACUUCAUGCUGUUUGUUUCCCGAGCUCGACAAUUGAUAAACAGUCUCUGUUUACAUCCUUUCUUUAUCCAAACUGUGAAUGUUUGGAACAGCUGGUCACAGUAAAGAGCGACGCACACGCCUGCACGUUUAAAGAUGUCUGUAACGGAGAUGUUUAGCUAUAUCCAAGGAUUUUUGAGUGCCGAUCAAGAUAUUCGAGAGGACAUAAGAAAAGUUGUCCAAGUUCUGGAGCAGACAGCGAGAGAGAUCCUCACUGUUCUUCAAAGUGUCCAUCAACCCAGUGGUUUCAAAGACAUUCCCAGCAAGUGUCUAAAGGCCAGAGAGCUGUUCUGCACUGUAAGAAACCACACUGGAGAGCUGAAAACUAAGUUCCCUGUUGAACAGUAUUAUCGGUAUCAUGAACACUGGAGAUUUGUUCUUCAACGACUUGCCUUCCUUGCUGCUUUUGUGGUGUACCUGGAAAGUGAGUCCUUGGUUACACGCGAGGACGUGGCAGAAAUACUUGGCAUUGAAGUCAACAGAGAAAAAGGGUUUCAUUUGGAUGUGGAAGACUAUCUAGCUGGAGUUCUUAUUUUGGCCAGUGAGCUGUCUAGGCUGGCAGUUAACAGCGUGACCGCAGGGGACUAUGUACGUCCGCUAAGGAUCUCAAACUUCAUCAAUGAACUUGACUAUGGCUUUCGGUUGCUCAACUUGAAAAAUGACCCUCUUCGCAAGCGCUACGAUGGGCUCAAGUACGAUCUGAAGAAGAUUGAGGAGGUGGUAUACGAUCUUUCCAUCCGAGGCCUUGCCAAGGAGCUGGAGGCUGGAGGAGAUAAGUAGAGGCAGUGGGAAAGCAAGAGGCCGUGGGGCACUACCCUGGCUGGGAUUCUUCAUUACUGCAAGAGUGGUUAAAACCUGUCAGCGUUUAGGUGGUCGGAGGAAGAGGGGAGGGGAUGGAGGUUUUGAAGCCCCAGCAGCUUUGGGCGGUGUCUUUUAAACCACUUGCCCAUCAUGACAGAGAUCAGUUCAGGUUUUAGUGGGGAGAUCUUCUCUUUCUCACUUAUGUUGAGAGAUGUUUAUGUAUCAGAUGCAUUUGUUUGCCCGUUUUUUGACUGGAUGCUUUUUUACUAUUAUUGAUUUGUUUUUAUCAGCUGUCUCUCUUGUGAAUCAUUGUACAGUCAACCAAGAAGGAAGAAAACAUUUCUGGGUGUUUUCAUAAAACAUUUAAAAAUACAGUUAAAAACAAAAGUUCUGUGCCUGUUUUGUGGCUUGUUCAGUCGAGACAUCAAGACGUUUUCUUGAUGUUGAACUAAGUAAAUAUUAUAUUAGACAUAACCUAUGCUUAUUGAUUCACCUUUCUUGAAUGUAACUAUGAUUAAAUCACAUUAUUAGUAUCUUGAAGAUAAAAUGAAUACAUUUAUGCCAAAACAUUUAGUUUCAUACUGCAAAUACAUAUGGAAUCAGUAAAUCAUCUAGUGUUUU
Molecule: messenger RNA, 1517 nt
Organism: Carassius auratus (goldfish)
Lineage: Eukaryota; Metazoa; Chordata; Actinopteri; Cypriniformes; Cyprinidae
Product: translin-like
Exons: 6
Coding region: 192-875 (227 amino acids)
Biological process (GO): RNA metabolic process
Molecular function (GO): RNA binding; sequence-specific DNA binding; single-stranded DNA binding
Source: RefSeq, a predicted model, not a curated record